UUUGCUUAUCUGAUCCCAACAAAACCGAGUUUCGCUGAUCUUCCAUCAAGUCUUAUGGAAAUAAUAAUGUCUCGUCUUGUGUUAAAAGAUAACAUUUGUGCAUCUGCUGCUUGCAAGUCAUGGCUUGAUGCUGGAGUCUUUGUUCGUGUAGUGGAAAAGCAUCCUUGGCUUUUUUACAUGUCUAGACGUGGACAUUCACUUAAACUCGUCGAUCCAUUCCAAUGGAAGUCGUACACGCUAGAACUGCCAGAGAUAGCUAAAUCAACUGUGUGUUACUCAAGAGAAGGCUGGUUACUUAUGCAUAGAUCCAACUCAAAGGACAUCUUCUUCUUCAACCCUUUUUCUCGGGAGCUAAUAAGUUUGCCUAAGUUUGCGUUUCCUUUUAAUGAGAUUGCAUUCUCUUAUCCUCCUACAUCGGAUAACUGUGUUGUGGUAGCUUUAAACUUUAACGUGCAGCAUCGUGUCACUACUAUCAGCACUUGCCAUCCUGGAGCAACUGAGUGGAUUGCUAGUGUCUUCCCUGCUAACUAUCAACAGUUUUCUAUGAAGACCAAGAUUGUCUAUCACAAUGAUCGAUUUUAUUGCUUUAACGUGGGAAUAGAGAGGUUGUUUUCCUUUCACCCAUCUUCCCGUACGUGGAGGUCGUAUCCUCAUGCAAAUUUAGAUCCUACUCUGACACAAGAUUGGUACAAGAAAAAACAUUUUUUGGCAGAGACGAAAGGAGAGCUGUUUCUCAUGUUAACAAGCUUAAAUGAGGAGCCAAUGGUCUAUAAACUAGUCUCUUGGAGCUGGAAAAAGAUGAGUCCUAGUGAGCUUGAUGGCUUGACAUUCUUUGUCAGUUUUUAUAACUCUGAGUUAGGAACAAAUCUCCCAUGGGUGAGGAACAACGUAUGUUUCUCAAGGUUUGGUUACAAUCGCAGGCAUGUAUCCUACUCGUCUGACCAAAGCAGGUACAAUCCGUCUAUUGAAUGGAACAACGAGUUAGAACUUUGUCCUCCUCAGAGCCUCUGGAUCAAUCCGCCCAAUAACGUUUUAGACUAUUUGUGAGAGCUUGCGUGUAAGAUUUAUUAGUUUUUUGUUUCAAUUUCUAAGUAAUUGUAGGCCUGGGAGAUUCCUAAUGUAAGAAUGCUUUUAGAUAUUAAACUUGUUUCAUCUUAAACAGACGAGGUUUGUGGACAAAUUGGCUAUGGAGAUAGCAUAUUCUCCUCAAUUAUUGGCUUGAGUUUCUAAUAAUUUGAAAAUAACCAAUUUUUUACUUUUAUUGUUUCAGUUUUUUAAGAAAUACACUUAAGAACCUUGCAAUGUGGGUGCUUUUAGACGGGGUAUUUCGUCUUCCAUUUGUUGUAACAAUUUCUUUAGAAAUUUUGAAGCUUUUUAUUUUCAUUUUUAACAGUAUUCACAUUUCUUAAAUCAAAAAAGCAUAAGAAGAUCUACUUAUGUAUUUUAUCAAAAAAAAAAAAAUCUACAAAAAGAUCUACUUAUGAAAGAGAAAAAAAAGGAAAAAUGUAAGCUGUAUAGAUAAAAAGAAUCAAUGGUGAAUUAACAAGUACAAAGAUUGACUUUUGAACGAUAUAUUCGUGUAUAUAUAUUUUUGGAGAUAUAUACGAAAACUAAUCCUAGGAGUUUAGAUUAGGUAUUACCAUACACGACAACCGUUGCCCCGUCAGGCACCACCGCCGUCUCUGUUCAUGACGUCACAUUUGCCUUCUCCGACCAUCAUCCCACGUAGAUCGGUGGCAGAGCCGUGCUCAUCUUAUCAAUUUUAGGUCAUUGGUCCUAGACCUCUUCUCACAUUAGUACAUUUUGGUGCUUCCAUACUCAUAAAUUAUAUAAUCAAUAUAUAAUAAUAUAAUAAAAACUAUAAAUAUUUCUUAAUAUUUUUUAAUAAUAUGACAAUUUCUACUUAGUUAUUGUGAAUAUUAAUUUUAUUGUAUAUUUUUUAUUUUGAAUGUCGAAAAUAUUUUUUUGCAUAUAGUUUGAAUUUGUAUAUACAAUUUUUAGUUGUAACCAAAAUAUAACUUUUGCCAUUAAUUUUCAUAAGAUUAAUUUUUUUUAAAAAUAAUUUUAAAAUAUAAGAUAAAAAAAUAAUUUAUUUUCUGGUUCAUAUUUAAAAAAAUUAAUACGUAUAUUUGAUAUAAAAUAAAUUAUUUUUGCCCUAAAUUCCUAAUAUGCUUCGCACGGCACUGAUGGGUGGGUUAAUUCAUGAACUUUUUGCAAGUUAUAAUUGAUAUUAAGUUGAACUGGAUUUGGAAAAGUAUGACAAAGUUUUUAUAUAUCUUCUAAUCUCUGACCUCCGGUCGGCCAAAGCUAAUGAGUUUUCUUUUUCACGUUUGUUCACUUUGGUCCGUGAGCUUUUAUCUUUCUAGAAGACUGGUGUGUUAAUCUCUUGGAGGUUCAAAAAAAUUGUUUACUGACCUGUAAUUAUCACAUAUAUUUUAUUUUUCUACCUUCACUUACAUGAUAUUUCCAGAUGCGUAAUGAUAAGUGUUUUUUAAUGAUAUAUUUAUUUUUUAAAAAAUUCUAUGAUAACCCUAAAAAGUUUUUUCUUUAAUAUCAAAAUAAUCAAAACAGAUUUUAUUAAAUAGUAAAUAUACACUGAUAUCUCUAAUGCUAAAAAAAAAAGAUUUUUAAAAGUAAAUAAAUACUAAAAGUAAAAAAUAAAUUUUAAAAGUAGUUUCUAUAAAAAAUUGGAUUACAAAAUAAAUUAUUUUGAUAAAAAUUGAAUAUUAUUCGAAAACUAUAAAGAAAAUUAUUAUUUUUUAUUAUUAUUAUUUCUUUAGCUAAUACGUAUUUUUAAAUAUCUAUAAACAAAGUGUACAAUGGUUUUGUACUUCUUUAAUAAAACUCUUUUUGAUCAUUUAUCUUUUUUUAGUAUAUUUUGGUGAAAAAAUAUAUUUUAAAAUUAUUUAAGAGAACUGUCUUUAUAAAUCAAUUAUUUUAAACAGGCUACUAUAUAUGAGCCACAACAAAACCCUAGAAAAUCUUCAGCGAUCACCCCACCACAGUCGACCACCAUUUCCCGUCAAAUACCACCGCGAUCUCUGGCCAUGGCGUCACCUUCUACGUCUACGUCUUCAACCACCAUCACCCGUAAAAGGUUCGUCACUCUCAACGAGUUCUACAGACUAUAAUAUUCAGAUGUUGAGCAGGACUUGUGGUCCAGUGGCAGUGGACGGGUCUUAGAUGCAAACACAUUCCAGGUUUGAUCCUAUUUCUGAGGAAACUAAGUCACAUUGUUCUGUUCACUACGGGUUGCAGAUAUGUCCAUAUGAAAACCCGGGAGAGAACCUGUCGUAGGCUGCACCUCUCACCUGAGGGUUAGGUCUGUGUCUUUAUAGACUCGGGUUUAACCUUUUAAGAAAAAAAAAUUCAGAUGUUGUGUAUUUAACAAGUUUGACUGACUUUUUCAUCUUUCUUGGGAAAAUUGUUUUGAAUGUAUUUAUUGAUUUUUUGUUUACUUUCAACUUCUCUAUGAUAUUAAUAUAUUUUGAAACAUAUUUGAUAAAGUCUCAAACAAACUUUGUAGACAAAUUUGAUGACGUCUCACACUUUUGCUUGAUUAGAAGUUCAUUUGUUGUUCUGUAGAUUCAAAACUCAGAGCGAAGAGGCAUUGAAACCGAGUUUCUCUGACCUUCCAUCAAGUCUUUUGGAAGUAAUAAUGUCUCGUCUUGUGUUAAAAGACAACAUCAUUGCAUCAGCUUCUUGCAAAUCAUGGUGUGAAGCUGCAAUAUCCGUUCGGGUAGUGGAAAAGCAUCCUUGGCUUCUGAGCUUCUCUAAACGUAGCAGUUUAUUUGAGCUCCACGACCCGGUACAGUCGAAGUCGUACACUUUGAAUCCGCCAGAGCUAGCUGAGUCAACUGUGCGCUACUCAUCACACAGCUGGUUACUUAUGCACGCAUCUACCACAAAGGACUUGUUUUUCUUCAACCCGUUUACUCGGGAGCUCAUAAGCUUGCCUAAGUCUACGCUACCAUUCCAGGCAAUCGCAUUCUCUUCUCCUCCUACAUCUGAUAAUUGUGUUGUGGUAGCCUUAAACUUUAUGUUGCGGCAUCAUUAUGUCACUAUCAGCACUUGCCAUCCUGGAGCAACUGAGUGGAUUACCGAGGCCUUCCCUGCUGCUUUACUAUAUUAUAUGAAGAGCAAGCUUGUCUAUCUCAAUGAUCGAUUCUAUUGUUUUACCUUUGGUGGAGACUCCUUGUACUCCUUUCACCCAUCUUCCAGGACAUGGGUUUGUCAUGAGGAUGUAUAUCACUAUCAUCAACUGCAAGGUGGGUGGGAGAGGAGAGAAGCUUUCUUGGCAGAGAAGAAAGGAGAGCUCUUUCUCGUGUUUACUUGUGGCAAGGAGAAGCCAGUGGUGUUUAAACAAGGCUAUUUGCGAUGGGAGAAGAUGUCUAGUACUGAGCCUGAUGGCUUCACAAUCUUCUUCAGUUCUUAUCACUCUCAGAUGAGGACUAAUCUUCCAUGGAUGAGGAACAAUCUCUGCUCCUUAAGGUUUGGUAACAAACGCAUGCGUUGUCUCUCCUACUCUUUUGAUAAAAGCAGGUACAAUCCACAUAAGGGAAGUCUGAGCUGGCUAGAACUUGUUCCUCGUCCCAAGUGCCUCUGGAUCGAUCCGCCGGAUAAUGUUUUAGACUAUUUGGGUUGAUUAGUUUUAUUUCUUCAAAUAGAAAAAAGUAGUCAUCCAAUACUGUUUUGUUUCAUCCAAUAUUGUUGUUGUUUUUUUGUCUGCUUUUGUGAAAGUCUUUUUUUUUUUCCUUACUUUUUUCUUUUACUUGAUAAAGAGCUGGGCUAGCCAUAGCAAGUUUGGCUCAUUUUACACUAUUUGUUCACCCACACAAAGUUUAAAGGAACUUUUAACAUUAUUAUGAAGGUUUGGGGGUUCCAAUAACAAAAACAGUCUUCUGGAACAGAGAAUUUAUUUUGACAUGGUGAGCAUGUAAAUCUUUGAGGUUAAAUAUAAGGCUGUGAAAGCUAAAACAAGCUUCAUAAGGAAUGAACUGGGCAUAAGGAAAGAACAAAACCUAUCAUGAACACCAAACCAGCUCUACUUUGGUUACUGAAGGAAAAAGCAGACGAGAGAAGAAGUGGUCAUGCUCCUCCAUACAACGCAGUUCAACUAAUCACGCUUCAGAAUUGAUUAUGUAGUCUUGGAUCCAAGGAAGCAAUGUGUCCCUACGUAAACAGCUGUGUAAUAUUAUUCUAGGGUUUCUAAUCAUUAUAUAGAAUUUUAUUGUAACACCGAAAUGGAAACUAAUGAAAAGCUAUGAAAUAUUAACUUCGGCUUCAUUAUCUUCAAGCUUUUAAGCUUUCUCUGCUUUACUCCUUUUUGGGAAGUUUGUGUGCACAGGUGAACCAUCUCUUCUAGAGAGCGCAAUUCUGAAAAAGAACAAGCUGAAGGAAGAUCGUUAUUUAAGUUCUCUAGUAUGUCCAAGGCAAACCAUUGUGUACGACAUAUAUUCAGGUCUCUAGUAUUUUCACUUCAGGUAGUGCUUGGUGUGAUGAUCAACUUUAAGACUUACUAUCUACAUUUGGAAGUUCAGUUCUCUACUUAUGAUAAAAUCUGAAUAUGUUUACAUCAUUUUGCAAUGCCUAGGUCCUCGAUAAGACGGGCACGCCUCCAUAUUCUUAAAGCGCCAGUACGAGCUUCCUAUGACAUUAGAUAAAUACCAAAUAGAACACAAUGAGACUACAACAGAAAAGGGCUUGACCUAUAUCUUCUAAUCUAGAAUUAAAAAAAAAUUCAUCAUCAUCAUCAUCAUACAA
Molecule: messenger RNA, 5763 nt
Organism: Brassica rapa (field mustard)
Lineage: Eukaryota; Viridiplantae; Streptophyta; Magnoliopsida; Brassicales; Brassicaceae
Product: F-box protein At4g00893-like
Source: RefSeq, a predicted model, not a curated record